Messenger RNA from Centruroides sculpturatus (bark scorpion), 1016 nucleotides. RefSeq names its product receptor expression-enhancing protein 5-like. The coding region runs from base 133 to 699 and encodes 188 amino acids. NCBI's taxonomy places the organism in Eukaryota, Metazoa, Arthropoda, Arachnida, Scorpiones, Buthidae. The transcript has 6 exons. The record is from RefSeq and is a predicted model, not a curated record.
GUGAUUCUCCGAACGAGAGGCGCCUCUAGCGGCGGCCGUACGACUUCGCAAACCGCUAGAGGCGCUCGGAUCGAACGGUUCCGGCUGUUCUUAUCGACGUCGUCUCGUGACGGGAAAGAUUCGAAAUCGGAAAUGGCGUUUUACGAAGUUUGGUUGCAGAAGUUGGAGAAAAAGUUGCAAGAGAAACAUCCCUACACCGAGAUAUUAGAAAAAGUGGAGAAGUUGACGGGUGUCAAACGUCAUUACAUCGUCCUGGGUGCUGUCUCAUUAAUUGCCCUAUAUCUUGUGAUUGGUCACGGUGCCCAACUAAUAUGCAACUGUAUUGGAUUUCUCUAUCCUGCCUAUGCAUCUAUUGUUGCAAUAGAAAGCAGUUCCAAAGAUGAUGAUACCAAGUGGCUUACAUAUUGGGUGGUUUUCGCCGCUUUUAACACCGUCGAAUUCUUCUCAGACAUCAUAUUAAAUUGGGUUCCUUUCUAUUGGUUAACGAAGUGCAUAUUUCUCAUCUGGUGCUUUAUUCCCACGUCCAAUAACGGAUCAUCAGUUAUCUACAACCGUUUCAUUCGACCGGUUUUCUUAAAGAACAGAGAAAAUAUAGACAGCACUCUUAACAAAGCCAUGAAUGCUGCAACGGGAUUGGCUUCUCAGGCCUUGGAUGGAGCCGUGAAACACGUCGUUGCAGAAAGUACAAAACGAGAUUAGUGAAAAUAGGUCCUCCGCUUCCUAUCAUUCCAUUUAAAAGCUACGUACCCAAUUUUCAGGAGUGUUGGCAUUCGUAUUAUAUAAAUAAGAUUGUUAAGAUUGCCAGAUUUUGAUUUUUUUAUGGAGGAAUUUAAUCGAAUUCAGUUGCGUUCGUUGCGAGGAAACAAUCAGAAAUUGGAAUCAUCAUAAUUUUUUAUAUAUGUGAUAAUUCGUUUCAUAGUUGCCAUAUGUCAUCUAUCUGAUGUUUAAGAAUACUUUGUUGUUACAGUUUUGCAUUAUAUUUUGAAAAAUUACAAAUAAAAUUUUGGAAUGUUAAA